Puma concolor (puma) is the source of this 1648-nucleotide messenger RNA. RefSeq names its product G-patch domain containing 2 like (gene GPATCH2L). NCBI's taxonomy places the organism in Eukaryota, Metazoa, Chordata, Mammalia, Carnivora, Felidae. The record is from RefSeq and is a predicted model, not a curated record.
GGCGGGGAGACUCGGCCCCAAAAGCGGCGGCCAUUGGAGGUGGCUGCUGCAGCUGAUGUGGCCUCAUGGAUGAGCUGGUACAUGACUUAGCCUCAGCCUUGGAGCAGACAUCUGAGCAGAAUAAGCUUGGUGAGCUGUGGGAGGAGAUGGCCCUGAGCCCUCGGCAGCAGAGGCGGCAGCUUCGCAAAAGGAGAGGCCGGAAGCGCCGCUCGGACUUCACUCACCUGGCCGAGCAUACCUGCUGCUACAGUGAGGCCUCUGAGUCAAGUCUCGAUGAGGCCAUUAAGGAUUGUCGAGAAAUGGCCCCUGUUGCCAAUUUUAGUGACUCCGAUGACACGAUGGUAGCCAAACGGCACCCGGCUCUCAAUGCCAUUGUUAAGAGUAAGCAACACUCUUGGCACGAAUCUGACUCCUUUACUGAAAAUGCGCCCUGUCGACCGCUCCGGCGCCGGCGGAAAGUGAAGCGAGUGACAUCAGAGGUGGCUGCCAGCCUUCAGCAGAAGCUCAAGGUGUCAGAUUGGAGCUACGAGAGAGGCUGCAGGUUCAAGUCUGCUAAGAAGCAGCGUCUGUCCCGCUGGAAGGAGAAUACUCCCUGGACCUCAUCAGGUCAUGGGUUGUGUGAAUCAGCAGAAAAUAGGACUUUCCUAAGCAAAACAGGAAGGAAAGAAAGGAUGGAGUGUGAAGCAGAUGAACAAAAACAGGGCUCUGAUGAGAACAUGUCAGAAUGUGAAACCAGCAGUGUGUGUAGCAGCAGUGACACAGGGCUCUUUACCAAUGAUGAAGGACGGCAAGGGGAUGAUGAGCAAAGUGAUUGGUUCUAUGAGGGAGAAUGUGUCCCAGGAUUCACUGUCCCUAAUCUUCUGCCCAAGUGGACUCCUGAUCGUUGCUCUGAAGUAGAAAGAAUGGAUUCUGGACUGGAUAAACUUUCCGAUUCCACAUUCCUUUUACCUUCUCGACCAGCUCAAAGAGGAUAUCAUGCUCGCUUGAAUCGUCUGCCUGGAGCUGCAGCUCGAUGCCUCAGAAAGGGCCGAAGAAGGCUUGUUGGGAAGGAGACCAGCAUAAGUACGUUGGGUACUGAGAGGAUAGGCCACAUUAUUAGUGACCCUCGGCAGAAAGAAAAGAAUAAAGCAUUGGCUUCUGAUUUUCCUCACAUUUCUGCUUGUGCGCAUGAGUUUAAUCCCCUCUCCCCUCUCUACUCCUUGGAUGUUCUGGCUGAUGCUUCUCACCGAAGAUGUUCACCAGCGCACUGCUCUGCCAGACAGGCAAACAUACACUUGGGACCCCCAUGUUCACGUGACAUCAAGAGGAAACGGAAACCUGUGGCCACAGCAUCUCUGUCUAGCCCAAAUGCAGUUCACGUGGAUGUAGUGGAGCCAACCACACCAGCAUCGCAGGUCCAGAAAUCUCCAAACCCUGAGUGGUUGGUCAGGACCUCUGCCGCAGAGAAAGCUACUGACUCCGUUGCAGCUACGUUUUUUAAAAUGCCACCAGAAAAGAGCCCUGGAUACAGCUAGAGGGCAGGAGCCCACCCACCGGGAGCCGCUGGGUGUCAUGCAACGCAUCCUAGACGUGGUGUCGCAGAGCCUUGCAUAUCGCAGUUGACAUUCCCAGUCCUUUUACCGCCAGGAUGACCCCUCUUCAGACAAAG